Messenger RNA from Sphaeramia orbicularis (orbiculate cardinalfish), 2520 nucleotides. It is a transcript of the gene ap3m1, whose product is annotated as adaptor related protein complex 3 subunit mu 1. The transcript has 10 exons. The coding region runs from base 144 to 1400 and encodes 418 amino acids. NCBI's taxonomy places the organism in Eukaryota, Metazoa, Chordata, Actinopteri, Kurtiformes, Apogonidae. The record is from RefSeq and is a predicted model, not a curated record. Gene Ontology annotation, biological process: intracellular protein transport; vesicle-mediated transport. Gene Ontology annotation, cellular component: clathrin adaptor complex.
UUUCACUAGUAACGAUCAGCUGCAGGCAGUGUGCUGUGCUGUUCAAACUUCUGCCAUAUUGACUGAACUAAAACCCUGGUACAAUCAGCUGAGGUUAGCAGAGCUCUACUGACAACAACAGCCGCCUCAUUGUUGCAGCUGAAAUGAUCCACAGUCUGUUCCUGAUUAAUCACACGGGAGACAUCUUCCUGGAGAAACACUGGAAGAGCGUCAUCAGCAGGAGUGUGUGUGAUUACUUUUUUGAGGCCAAAGAGAAAGCAGGAGACCCGGAAAAUGUCCCCCCUGUCCUGCAGACCCCACACCACUAUCUCAUCACCAUUUACAGGGGCAAACUCUUCCUCCUGUCUGUCAUCCAGACUGAAGUUCCACCGCUGUUUGUUAUUGAAUUCCUGCACAGGGUGGCAGACACAUUUCAGGACUACUUUGGGGAAUGCUCCGAAGGUGUAAUCAAGGAUAAUGUGGUGACAGUGUAUGAACUGUUGGAGGAAAUGCUGGACAAUGGCUUCCCAUUGGCAACAGAGUCCAAUGUCCUUAAAGAGAUGAUCAAACCCCCCAACAUCCUUCGAUCAGUUGUCAAUACACUCACAGGAAGUAGUAAUGUUGGAGAUACACUGCCAACAGGUCAACUUUCUAAUAUCCCAUGGAGACGAGCUGGUGUUAAAUACACCAACAAUGAGGCGUAUUUUGAUGUAAUAGAAGAAAUAGAUGCCAUUCUGGAUAAAUCAGGUACAACAGUAUUUGCAGAAAUUCAGGGCGUCAUUGAGGCCUGUGUGAGGCUCACUGGGAUGCCUGACCUAACUCUGUCCUUCAUGAACCCUCGUCUUCUUGAUGAUGUUAGUUUCCAUCCAUGUGUACGUUUUAAGCGCUGGGAGGCAGAGCGUGUCCUUUCUUUCAUACCGCCAGAUGGAAACUUUACACUCAUGACCUAUCAUGUCAGCUCUCAGAAUCUGGUGGCUAUCCCUGUUUAUGUGAAGCAGAGCAUCAGUUUCUUUGAGAGUGGAUCUUGCGGUCGCCUGGACAUCACACUAGGACCCAAGCAGACCAUGGGGAAGAUGGUGGAGGGCUUAACAGUCACUAUACACAUGCCUAAAACAGUGCUCAGUGCCAACCUCACAGCCACCCAGGGAAACUACACCUAUGACCUUGCUACAAAGGUGUUGGUUUGGGACAUUGGAAAGCUGAAUCCCCAGAAGCUUCCAAACUUAAAGGGUAGUUUAAGUGUGCAAGCAGGUGCCCCCAAACCUGAAGAAAACCCUUCACUCAACAUCGGCCUGAAGAUCCAGCAGCUGGCCAUAUCAGGUCUGAAGGUCAGUCGUCUUGACAUGUACGGAGAGAAGUACAAGCCAUUUAAAGGGGUCAAAUAUGUGACAAAAGCAGGGAAAUUCCAAGUACGGACCUGAAUCAUGACUCAGGGGCCAAACGUCAACAAUCCAAUGUGCCAAAUAUGGUACAAGGGUACCACCAUGCAGAGUCAUCACUCUAAUUCUUACAGUACAUAUCUUACAGCUCAUUGUUGUUAAUGAAUAAUUUUGCAUUCUAACAGUUAUUUAUUGUUGUAUUUGGCACUUGAUAUACACGACUGGAUGUUUUUGUGGCCUGUAAAGGGAAGCCUUAAUAAUCAAUGUGACCUUGUUUAAGUUAAGUGCUAUUAGUUUCUAAUAACCAGUUCAAAUGUGCGGCAUUGUAGACAUUCCUCUUUAUUUUCUGGACUGUUCUUUAACAUUUUCUAUUUUUAUUUUAUUUUAUUUUUAAAUCUAACACUUUCUGAGUGUUGCCUAAGGGGAAUAUUUCGGCUUUAAAAGGGACACUCACUGGCUUAAACACUCUAAAGCACCACUACACACCUUCUUUCUUCUCACUAUGCCAUGAUCUCAGCUACACAAUCACAUGCAUGUUGCCUAAGAGUUAGCAGCCAUGCCUUUGGAAGACUUUUUACAUAUUAAGACAUAAUGUAGCCAGUUUUAUACUUAAAUAUAUAUAGAUAUAUAUGUGCUUAUUUUUGAAAACUCUAAUGUUUUAUGUACUUUCUGAGUAGCUGCAGUGUGUCUCGAGGCACUGUCUUUAGUGCAGGUAUUUUUGCACACAUUCUCUUAAAUGUGGCCUUGUAAUGGAAGGUAAAGGUGUUACACGUAGCACAAAACAGCACAAUCUGUAUGCCUUAAUGGCCUGAGGGGUGUUUUUCUCUAAAUCAUGUCAUAUAUCAACGGUACCUUUUUUGCCUCGAGAGAUGUCUGCACACCAGAAUAAUGGUUCAAGAUGUACCUUCGAUAACUGAUGAAGAAUCAAUCAGGACUAAACAUGGGUGGAAGAUUAUCUGCAAGACCCAUAUAUGAGCUAAUGAUUCAGUUGUGUAAAAAGCACUCACGAAAUAUACAAAAUCCUCACGUACUCUUGAAUGCAACGCCUUUACUCAGCACAGCAUUUGCACAAUCAAUUGUCCAUGUGGAAAAUACUACUUAAAGCUCCUGUAUGAAGUCAGACUUGUAUUGUAUCAGAUGUCUUAUAAAAGCUUUAAAAUUU